Durotheca rogersii is the source of this 4038-nucleotide messenger RNA. RefSeq names its product NACHT domain protein. Bases 250 to 3801 code for a protein of 1183 amino acids. The record is from RefSeq and is a predicted model, not a curated record. The transcript is spliced from 6 exons. NCBI's taxonomy places the organism in Eukaryota, Fungi, Ascomycota, Sordariomycetes, Xylariales, Xylariaceae.
GUCGUUUCCCUCAUGUAACUAUGCGACUCCACGCCUGCCGCCUCCCAUAUUUAUGACCCAAUUGGUGCUGGGAGGCAAGGAGCAUACGCAGAGCCUCGUGAGGGUCAGAAUACGCAUAGCCCCUGGUAAGGCACGCUCGGGUGAUUCUCUUAUUUAUUAUGGCUUCUGCGGCAGGGAAUAUGACACGCGCUGCUCUACUUUCCUACCCCAUUGUCACUAUGCACGAGAUGCUAGCCACCGGUACUAGCAAUGGCGGCCGUUUUUGAUCCUAUCCAAGCGGUCUUCCAGGAUGUGAUGCGUGAUUUCCGGGCUGAACUGGACGAUGAACAGGUGUACCGUGACAUAUUGCAGACAACCACAAUCGACCAAGUCCACGAUGCUGCGGAAAAUAUCCAAAAGGAACAAGCCAAAAGCGGUCAUCUUCGACAUUUGUCCAAGAUUUCGCCAUACUUGGACCGCCUUGCCGAGUACGCGACUGUGGUGGAGAUCUUCGUUCAAGCGAAACCGGACGUCUUGGCCCUCAUUUGGGGGCCCAUCAAAUUACUUCUGCAAUGGACGAGCGCCCUUAGGACUUCAUAUGAUGCCAUCGUCAACACGAUGGCUGAGAUUGGUGAACUGCUACCGGAAUUUAAACGAGCGCUCACCAUCUUUAACCAGAAUUCCGUACUAAAGGAUGUCAUGGCCUUAUUCUUCAGGGACUUACUGGACUUCUACUUAGUAGCGUUGAGAUUUUUCAAGCUGCCGCGUUGGAAAUAUCUUUUUGAAUCACUCUGGCCCCGGCACAGGGAUCGAAUCAAAGUCGUCAUGGGCCAUGUUCAGAAUCAUGCGCGUCUGAUGAGGAUCGAAGUCGGUUUGGAACACAUUCAGCAGGAACACGAAGCUCGGCGGCGAGCACUAGAGCACUUUGAGAAGGACGAGAAGUUCCGAAGAACCCAGGAGUUUCACUGCAUCAAAACAGAUAUAGCACCACAAUCCUAUGAUGAUAAACUCGACGGGUUACGAGCCCGUAUCUGUCAAGGCACGGGCCACUGGCUGCUACAGGAGGAGGCAUACAAAAAGUGGCUAGAAACUGCCGCAGAGCCACCAAGAACGUUGUGGUUGCAAGGCAUCCCGGGUGCCGGCAAGACAUAUUUAACCAGCACUGUAAUUGACAAAGUGCGAUCCCUCGGCCACACAGCUUUCGUCUUCCUCAGCUACAAACAGGACCAACGUGCAACUGCAAUAUCUGUGCUUCACUCUUUCAUAUUCCGCUUAGCUUCUGGGGAAGAAGACCUCCAGACAGUGGUUUGUCAAUCCUGUAGCGAGGAAUCCAAACGAAGUCUCCAAGGAGCCGCGGCACUUCUCACCACGGUUCUUUCCUGUACCGGGCCAGCCUACCUCAUAGUGGAUGGCCUGGACGAGAUGGACGAGGAAGAGCGAGGAAUCCUCCUCCCUCAGCUUCUAUCGAUCAUUAAGUCCUCCCACGAAGCUAAGCUUUUCGUUAGCAGUCGGGCCGAGGCCGAUUUGACUUCAAUUCUUCGGAACGAGGCAACAGCCAUACGCAUUGACAAAAGAAAUUCUGACUGUAUUCAGACAUUCAUUCAACAAUGGGCGCAACACUGGUUCAUCGAACGCGAGUUCUGGCCGGAGGAGCAGACUCAGAUCAAAGCUGGCUUAGCACCACUAGCGACGAAAUCGAAAGGGAUGUUCCUCUACGCGAGGGUUGUGCUAAAUGGCAUCCAGUUCCUAGACAACUUUGUGGAUAUUCGCGAGGAACUCAACGCUCUCCCUGAGACACUUGACGAUGCGUAUAGCAGAAUCCUCAAAAGGAUCAAUAGUCUGGAUCGUGACACCAUGAGAGAGAGGGCGCGCAUGAUCCUGGGAUGGAUUGCCUGUUCCCCAACACCACUGACAGUACAGGAAAUUCAACAAGCGUGGAGUAUUGAUCCGGAAAACCCAGAAUACACAAGCGGAAUACAUGGAAACCUCAACCUUGUCCGAAUAUGUGGUCCGAUAGUGGAAGUUAUCGACGACUACGUCCAGUUUGUCCACUUUACGGUUAAAGAGUACCUUUUCAGCUCGAAAAUCUCGGGCUUCAUCGAUAUAAACCGGGCCACCCUUGAUCUUGCCCUGCGCUGCAUUACUUAUCUUUGCCAAGCACACCACGACCCAGCCUUGACGGAUGACCAAGUCUACCAGAAUAUCCGCACGGGGGCAUAUGUACUGGAUUGGUUCGCCACCCGUAUGUGGCCGCAACUCACCCGGAAGUAUCUUAGGGAUACUCUGACUCAACAAGAGGCGCCUCGUUCAGAACUAAUUUCGCAUCUCGAAAGGCUCCACUAUAAGAGGCUCCAGAACGAAACACUGGAAGACAAGGACGACGACGAUGAUAUUGACAGUCUUCUCCCAGGCCUGGGCGAUAUCAAACAGACCCAUCCAGAAAUAUACGGGUUGGUAGGCCAGACAAUACGAUUUCACCGGCUUUGCAAGGCCUCAGAGGCUCGCAUGUCCCGCGGAGCGCCUUGGAUAGACCUUGACCCGCUGGGGAACUCGGAGCUAUCCGUCCGUAUACAUGAAGCAAUUGAAUGCCCACCCCAUCAGAUCAGAGACAAUGAAGGCGUUCAUUGGGCGACGAUGCAACGAUGGUAUGGUAACCGGCCUCAUAAAUGCAAAUACCUGUAUUGCCAAUUCAACCGUGUCGGCUUUCAGCACGCUUCAGAAGGGAAAUCUCACGAGAAAUUCCAUGAUCGCCCGUGGAAAUGCAGUAUUCCUGGCUGCGAGUACGCGGAAGGCGGCUUUCUAUCUAGAAAGAUGCGCGACGACCAUCUCGACCGAGCUCAUUCGAACCAGAACGAACGUACCUUCGAUCUCGGCAGUACAGGCGACGAGAACGAGACUAAGCUUAUGCUUCUGGACUUGAUAAAAGCAGGCUUGGUAGAUGCAGUGGAAAAUAUGCUGUCAUCUCAUGCCGAGUUCACAGUCAAACACGCAGAUGAUAUGUUCCGGGCCGCCAUUGAGUCUGGGUCCUUAUCAAUGGUUGAAUUCUUGGCACCGAAGCUGGGCGACAGUACGCUGCAAACCGAGGCGACGCAGCUGGCUACUCGACUCAACCAGGCCGAGAUAUUCCAAUUUCUCGUUUGCCAAUAUCCCCACUGUCGUUAUUUGUAUCCAGCCUCAUGGAAGAAUAUUAUAUCACUAGGCAGCUGCCAGAUGGCUGACAGCUGGAUACAGGCUGUGGCUCCCAUGGCAUAUGAUGAAGAAACUAGGACACGAUUACACUAUUAUGCGACAGCCUCCGGCCGCUCAGUCUUAAUUCGGACUGCGGCUAACGACAGGGCUAAAGAAAAGCCCCUCAUCCAGCUGUGGGAAUUCGGGAAAUCGUUGGGGGCUAUUAAGGCCUCAGAUCUCGGGGGCUUCUUAAUUGAUGUUGCUAAAACGACUUGCUCUACUAAUCUUGCCCAGUUUCUUCUCGAUUCUGGUGUCGACGUGGACUCUCGCCGGAGCCCUAAAUACUUUACCGCACUUCGUUAUGCUACUAAACAAGACACCGCUGAGGCAUCGGCUUUAAUAAAGUUCCUGCUUCUGGCCGGCGCCGAUCCCGACAUCGAGCAGGAGUUUAUAGCCUCUACUACUCGUAGGGCCGAUUUUGUGACCAAAAUGGAGGAUGAGAAGGGGGCACGAGGUAUUUCGAAGUGGUUGGGUAUCACCUGGAACGAAUUGCUGAAAGAGACGGAGGAAUGCAGAAGUAAGGGCAAAGCUGAGAAGAAAGAGACACGGGGGCUCAAAAGGAAACGAAGCGCGAAAGAUCAGGAAGAGUCCUGAGAUCCCGAAUGCAUAAUACCCGUCGCAGCUUGUUUAAAAGUUGAAACUUAAUGCAACUGACAUUAGCCAGGCAUGAUAUUAUAGUUAGCAUUUCCAGUUCGGAUGGUGUGAAUAGUUUAACCCCGUGCCCGAAGUUGACCUCCAGCCGCCGACAUCUAUGCGAUGCUACUAAAGUGUCUUUGUCAACGAAACAGAAAAAGGGUCGGCCUUAGCAGAGACCAGAUAGCCUUACCUGGC